CACACAUUCCACAUGAACCAAUGGUCAUUUCGUACUAGUUCGCUAUGCACACACCACCGUGAAUCGUUCGCAGCCAUGGGCACGCAGCCCACCACCAGGACGGCAGACAGGGAGGAGGGAGGCACCAACACACCUGCACACCUGCAAAAGAGUACACACGGCACAUAGGGAAAUGAGUGGAUGGAUGGACGGAUGGAUAGAGAGGGCGUGACAACCAGCAGCCCACCUGGGCGGCAGAGAGAGAGGAGGGAGGCACCAACACACCUAUACAACAGCACACACAGCACACGCGACACAUAGGGUGGAUGGAUGGAUGGAGAGGGCGUGACAACCAGCAGCCCACCUGAGCGGAAGAGAGAGAGGAGGGACGCACCAACACACCUGCACAACAGCACACACAGCACACGCGACACAUAGGGUGGAUGGAUGGAUGGGAAGUAGUCUGGCGUCGAAUGAGUCGGCAGGGCCUCGCCAAGCCUCCUGAAGAUGAAUGUGCCCAAGGAGUUUGCUACGCCCCCUACACUGCGUACAGAAACCGUUGUGUUGCGAGCUUGCGGAACGCAAACCGGAAGAUUGGCGAGGAAUCGCCCACGGCAUACAUGCCGCCAGCAAUGAGCAUCAAAAAAGGCGUCGACCUACAAGGGGAACAAGACGCUUCAUUUGACAUUGCAGAGAUAUCGCAAGAACACUGCCCGGAAUUGGCCCGGAAUUCAACCAAUGGGAGCGUGCAGAAAGCCUGGCUGCC
This is a messenger RNA of Vitrella brassicaformis, 745 nucleotides long. NCBI's taxonomy places the organism in Eukaryota, Vitrellaceae. The record is from the annotation of a GenBank genome assembly.